GCUUCUUUCCAGUACAUUAAAUGUAAUAUAUGAUUUCACUGUAAAUUUAAUUUUUAUAUUUUUAACUGUAUUUUAAAUAUUUCAUUUUUUAUAGUAAAAAUGAUCAAUGGUUCCAUGCUAAGCCUUCCUAAUGGAAUGAAUGGCUCCAGACUCCAGAAAUUCCAAGAAUAUUUAUCAAUAAAAUUUUAUUACAAUUAAUCAGACGGAAUUUUGCUUAAAUGUGUAAAGUUGGAACAAAAAAUUCGGGCCAGCACUGUCUAAGGGCCGAAGGGUGCAAGAUCAAGGGAUUUGAAUACUUGAAAAAUGGGAAACAACUGUUGCUUUGGAAGAUAUGAGCAUUAUAAGAGCAAGUAUCUGAGGAUGGAAUCCGAUGUAAUUGAUACUUUGGCUUCGUACAAACCGAUUUCGGACAUUCUAGGACUAGAUGAGGACGAUGAAUGCCAUGUUUACAAGUUUAACAAGGCUUUCCAGAACGGAGAUAUUGCGAAAUUAGUAGAGUUAUGCUAUUCAACAACUCCAAUUCAAAAAUUGGAAAAUAAAUUACACACUUGGGCUGAAAAUCCCAGGACUAUUGGAGCCUUAUCAGCUACUCAGCUUUCCGUCUACGCCAGCAAAGAAAAUGAGCCUGAAUUUAAGAAUGAUAUACUAGCUGCUAAUGGAAUUGAGGCACUUGCUGACUUACUCAAAAGUGAAGAUGAUGAUCGAGUUCAUGCUGCUGUCAUUACCUUUUCAUUUCUUUCCUCCGGAAAUGCCAGAUGUUGUGAAGAAAUGUACGAACAGGAUGUUUUCCCUUACUUAAUCAAGGGAAUGAAAUCAUCGUUGGAUCCUUUUAGGGCUGCUUGUGCUCAAACCUGUCGUAACAUUUAUUAUCUGGAUAUUAAAUAUCGUAAAGAAUUUAUGAGACUUGGUGGAUUAGUCGCCUUAGUUUCACUUUUAAAUUUAUCUGAUGACUCUGGCGAGAUGUACUUGACGCAGCUGGAGGCUAUAUAUCAUUUGGAAGAUUUUUGCAUGGAUGGAAUUGAAGAAAUACCUGAACUUGUUGAAUACGUUAAAGCUUCUAACGCUCUAUCUAAACUUCAAUCCCUUGAAAAGAGUAAAAUUAAUGAGUUAUCGGAGGCUGCUAAAUCUCUAGCUGCUCGUUUAAUAGACUAGU
This is a messenger RNA of Theileria parva strain Muguga, 1153 nucleotides long. RefSeq lists its product as uncharacterized. Lineage: Eukaryota; Apicomplexa; Aconoidasida; Piroplasmida; Theileriidae. The record is from RefSeq and is a predicted model, not a curated record. Bases 304 to 1152 code for a protein of 282 amino acids. The transcript has 10 exons.